Messenger RNA from Phacochoerus africanus (Common warthog), 4073 nucleotides. It is a transcript of the gene FGF6, whose product is annotated as fibroblast growth factor 6. Bases 246 to 872 code for a protein of 208 amino acids. Gene Ontology annotation, biological process: animal organ morphogenesis; fibroblast growth factor receptor signaling pathway; positive regulation of gene expression. Gene Ontology annotation, molecular function: growth factor activity; fibroblast growth factor receptor binding. The record is from RefSeq and is a predicted model, not a curated record. Gene Ontology annotation, cellular component: cytoplasm. NCBI's taxonomy places the organism in Eukaryota, Metazoa, Chordata, Mammalia, Artiodactyla, Suidae. The transcript is spliced from 3 exons.
AACUCGGGUCGGAGCAAGCGGGCGAGCUAGACAGCGUCCCCAAGCCAUGGUCCCUACCGGCCGCGGCUCAGCCUGGGUCCUUCUGCUCCAGACCCGAGUGCCCAAAGCAGGCUUUGGUUUCAUGUCAGCAGCCUUCAACUGCCUUCCAAAAAUAAGCCCCUGCCGCCAUGCCGAGGGGAGAAAAACAAGAAGGGCGGUAUUUUUAGGGCCAUUAAUUCUGACCACGUGCCUGAGAGGCAAGGUGGAUGGCCCUGGGACAGAGGCUCUUCAUCACUAUGUCCCGGGGAGCAGGACGUCUGCAGGGCACGCCGCAGGCUCUCGUCUUCCUCAGCGUCCUAGUGGGCAUGGUGGCGCCCUCCCCGGCGGGCACCCGCGCCAACGGCACGCUGCUGGCCUCGAGGGGCUGGGGCGCCUUGCUGUCCAGGUCCCGCGCUGGGCUGGCUGGAGAGAUCGCCGGCGUGAACUGGGAAAGUGGCUACUUGGUGGGGCUCAAGCGGCAGCGGAGACUCUACUGCAACGUGGGCAUUGGCUUCCACCUCCAGGUGCCACCGGACGGUCAGAUCAGCGGGACCCACGAGGAGAACCCCUACAGCCUGCUGGAGAUUUCCACGGUGGAGCGAGGCGUGGUGAGUCUCUUUGGGGUGAAAAGCGCCCUCUUCAUUGCCAUGAACAGUAAAGGAAGAUUAUACACGACGCCCAGUUUCCAAGAGGAAUGCAAGUUCAGAGAGACCCUCCUGCCCAACAACUACAACGCCUACGAGUCAGACCUGUACCGAGGGACCUACAUCGCUUUGAGCAAAUAUGGACGGGUGAAGCGGGGCAGCAAAGUGUCCCCCAUCAUGACCGUCACCCACUUCCUCCCCAGGAUAUAAGGACCCUGGAGGAAGGCUCCCAGGUGGCAACAGCGUCUUUUCUGUUGGAAUUUUGCACAAGUUGAACAGUUUCCCCUCCCCCCAUGACUCCUGAGUCGGGCUCCUCUUUUGCGUGGGGAGGGCCGAGCCAGUUUCUUCGGCCACCAGACCCCAUGGCAUGUGAGCCAAUCAAGUGGGGGGUGGCAGCCGGCAUCCUAGAACAGUGGGUCCACGCUCUGGCCUCACCUGAGGAAAGAAGGUACAGGUGACACUCGUGCAAGGGGACCUUGGGCCCAGGACAGGCAGGGGGAGGAAGCGUGUGUGCGUCGAUGUAUAGCCAUAGUCUCAGGGUGAAUCCUCAGCGCCAAGGCAUUUGGAACAUCAGGUUUCUUCCUCCCGGCGUCAUUGCUGCAGGAAUCUGCCUGCAAGAAUGUCACCUGUCAAACCAGCAGGAUUGACACGUACCCCCAUUCUGCCUCUUUCCAAUCCCCUUUCCAUUCGGUGGCCACUGACUGUGUGGGUUGCAUGGGGGAGGGGGGGUGGCGGGGAGCAGCUGUCCUCUAAGUGCAAAGCGGGCAGGUGACAGGGAGUAAGGUUUAGCUGCAAGGCAGAAAGUGAGGGGCACUCCAGGCAUCCUGCCUGUGAGGGCUCUGGGGACCCUGGAAUGCAUGGUCAGGGAAGCUGGGGGAGGAGGGACCGCCUCCUGGAGGCGAGGAGUCGAGCAGCUCCCAGGGCAGUGGAGGGAGGCACCGGGGGUUCCAUGGAGAGCUGCUCUGCCCAGACGAUUCAGGACUGCGCAUGGCUCCAGGAACAAGCUGGGGCCGGGCUGCCUGCCCAUGACUUUUCCUCACGUUGAACCGGGUCUUAUUUUAACCUCAGAUGACAAGGAUCCUAAUAAUGGCAACCUCUUUGGCGAAGGGUGAGGGGGUACAAAAUAGGGCACGAAGGAAGUAGAGAGGCUUUGGACGGCAGAUGCUAAUUCCUCUCCAGCCACGUCCAGGAAACUCACCCAAGUUCUCAUCUGAUACCCUCACUUCCUUCUCGGCGUCCUCUUCUUGCACACACGCUGGGGGAUGGAUGCAGCAGAAUGAGCAUGGUGAUCUCCAGAGUUUGCCCCCUCUGACCCCCUACAGUAGGAGAAGAGUGAUAAUCCCGUGAAAUCCAGCAGCCAAGCCCAAGCGGCUCCUAGCCGUACGAUGACUUCCUGCCUCCUGUCCUCGGAGAGUACUUAAAGCAGAGGUUCCCCAAGUGACUAUAAAUGUUGCUGCCUGGAGCCUUCAGAUUCCUGAACCAUUGGAACGUUCCUAAAUCUGAAACCAGAGAGAGCUGUAUCAGAGGGCACAUAUUUUCAGCGUACGUGAACCGACGAGUUACCGGAUGAGUGGACGCCCUCUGCAACUCCCAGGGGCCCCCGCCUGCAAGACAGGCCCUCAUCUGCUGCACAUACCUUCAUCUCUGACAUACCUCUCAAGCUGCAGAUGCGUCCAUCUAUAUAUAGAUUUGAGAUGAGCUGAAGACAGAGGUUGGCCAUCCCCGGGAGAGCCACCCAGCUGGCCACCUCCUCUGCCCGGCCAAAAUCAGGUGAGGCACGUGCUGGGGGACGAGGGAAAGGCCCCAUCAAGGCGAGCAAAAGUGGAAGAGACGGUCAGAGGUCAGGAUGAGAGCGGACGUGGUCAAGCCUUGGCUAGAAACUGGAUGGAGCCGGAGCCUUGGUCAAGUGGGAGGGGAGAAAAUCGGCCCAUCUUGACUGUUCAGAAUGUUUCAGGUGUGGGUCUGUUGGAAGCAGGGAACAAAGCUCAUAGCUUUUGAGGAGGUCCUGUCCUGAGUAAGUGAUCUCUUUUAAAACAGGGUACAUCAGCAGCAGAUGCACCCAGAACAUGAGCUACAUGUCAGUUCCUGACAGGACAUAGUGGGAGGGUAGGAGGGCUGGGUGGAUGGACAGACAGGGACCCGGAGAGAAGAAGGAAGUUGCAGGUCCCAGAGCAUCCAUCCAUUCCCUUCUUCCCAGGUCUUGGGCCACCUUGGUAUGAGGCAGCUCUAAGAGAGUCACGAGGCCAUGGACGGUUAGGUGUUUCCUGUAACUCCCUCAAGGCUCAUCAGAAUGCCCAGAUCCUGAUCAGAAGUUCCCCCAAAUGUCCACUGCCAUCUUUUCUUGCUGAGAGUGAGAACGAGAAGCUCUGAAAUGCCCAGGACCAGGCAGGCUUGGCACCCAGUCGCUCAAGCACAUUGGUUACCCAUGGCUGGCAGCGCUCUAGCACCUGGGCGUCUGUUCUUCUAGGCACGAGGGCCCAUCUGAACCGAUAGUUAUCUGUUUGGAAGCUGGAUCCUGGGAUGUCUCACUGGUGCUUUAAAAUCCUCCGCAUUCAAAGGAAUUCUCCCAAGGGCUUUCACUUUGACCUGUGAGUGACAGGCUUAGGAAAAGUCAAUCCCCAUCUGCAGAAGUGGGUCACCUUACCAGGCAGGAACAGAGCGGGAUCAGCAAGGCACCCCCCAAACCCCUCUCUCCCAAGGCUGCAUCUCUGUGCAACUGCGAGGAGUCCUCUCCGGUCUGACCACCAUCUGAGUCCUGAGCUCAGCUCUCAGCCUCGUGGGACCCACAGGGCUGCAGAAGAGCUUGCAGAAGCAGGGGAACAAGAGUGAACCCCACCUUCUCGCUGAGAUUGGGCUGAGAAUGACUUGAGUCCUCCCUCCCUCACCCACAAUCUGAGCUUUGAUCUUGGUUUAUAGAGUUUUGUAGCUAAUUGGCCUCUCUUCCAACCCAAACCUUUUCGAGCAAAGGUGGGGCUCUAGAAGCCCAGAGGCUGCCUUAUUCCCUCUUCUAGAGCAAACGAUGAAGAAGAGGGCAGCACAUGUGCACCCCUGGAAGGUGGCUUCUCAGCUGGGAUGAGGUUGGCCCAGAACAGAGAGGUCCCCAGGCCCACGGAGAGUCUAUACCCUCUGGGGCCACAGAGAGACCUCAGAGGAAGCCAGGGAACUCCCUGCUUGCUCCUGCCAUUGACAGUGUUCAUCAUUCACCGCCUUCUAACCCCCAUCCCACCCCACAGCCCAGACGGGAUUGAACUUUCCUGGAAGCAGCACAUGAUUUUGUAAUUAAUACCCUGUCCUUAUCCUCAUAACCUCCCCUCUGCCACCAUGUCCACCCUCCACCUCCAACACCGUACUCCAAGCCCCAGGUCAGGGCUGUUCUUUGGCUUAAGAAAGAGGGUUCUCUCUCUCUCUUUC